UAUGUCUUCAUUGUAAUUAUGUCUUUAUUCAUAUAUUUGAAAAUCUUCUUUUUUCUCCAUUUUUUGCGAAUUAAAACAAAAUAAUACUAUGAUUUAUGUCGAUAUUCGUUUGGUAAAUAAUUAAAUAGAGAAUAUGAAUUUGCAAUAAAAUGUUGAAUGAAAAAUUACAUUUAGAAAGGAAUCAUUAUAUACUUAGAAAUUAUUUUCGACGUAAAGAGAAUGUUUUAAAAGUAGUAGUUACAGAUGGUACAACAGAUCUUGCACGUGCAUUUUUGUAUAGAAUGUUGAAUGAUAAUGUGUUUGGUGAAAAUCAAUCUGUCUUUGUCAGCCUUUAUGAGUUACCGAACAAGGCGACCUUCUUGGAAAGUGUUGCAAUUGAACUCACUUCCUUUAGCCCCAAAGUUUUAAAUGGCAUCAGUUAUGGUCAUGAUGCUUCCAUUGAAUUUAAGGAUGCAGAUGUUGUAAUUUGUAUUGGUUAUGCAAGAGAGUAUGACUUUAAGGAUAAUGAAUACCGUGAACCAUUUUUUGAAGAAUACGUUCUGACUUCCAAGUUUUAUGGUGAAGUUAUAGAAAAGUAUGUAAAAAGGGAUGCAAGAAUUAUUGUACUAGGAACUACUGCUGCCACAAUCAUAUCCAAAUAUGUGAAAUCUAUUCCUAUCAAGAAUAUAACUACAUUAUCUUUGCUUAAUUUAAAUAUUGCUGCAGGUCAGAUUGCUGCACGAGCACAGUGUCUUCCAACAGAAGUAAAGAAUAUAAUAAUCUGGGGUUCGAAUGGCUCGUAUAGUUAUCCCGAUUGCAGAUAUAUGUAUUUCACCCGUGGAAAACCUUUGGCUGAUGUUUUGAAAGUUUGGAUCACUGACGUUCUCCCACGAAUUAUUCGAAAUGUUGUUCACAGACCAAGCCUCAUUAAUUCCAUAGCUUAUGCGUUGGCAGAACACUGUAAAAUCUUAUGGAAUGGCACUCCAGAGAAUGAAUGGACCUCUAUGGGUGUUAUGUCUGAUUAUUCUUAUUCGAUUCGAUCUGGAAUAUUUUUCUCUUAUCCCGUAAUUUGUAAAAACAGGCAGUAUGAAAUAGUACAGGAUUUUGAUAUGGAUCGGUACGUUCUGCGGUACAUUGUGGAUCUAAGUAGGUUGAUUUUUAGGGAAAUCGAGAUUGCCUAUGAAAUUUGUGGUUUAAUAUCAAUUGAUCCUUAA
This is a messenger RNA of Bombus pyrosoma, 1193 nucleotides long. Its product is annotated as malate dehydrogenase, cytoplasmic-like. The transcript is spliced from 6 exons. Gene Ontology annotation, biological process: malate metabolic process; tricarboxylic acid cycle; oxaloacetate metabolic process. Bases 150 to 1193 code for a protein of 347 amino acids. NCBI's taxonomy places the organism in Eukaryota, Metazoa, Arthropoda, Insecta, Hymenoptera, Apidae. The record is from RefSeq and is a predicted model, not a curated record. Gene Ontology annotation, molecular function: L-malate dehydrogenase (NAD+) activity.